Molecule: messenger RNA, 1668 nt
Organism: Schistosoma mattheei
Lineage: Eukaryota; Metazoa; Platyhelminthes; Trematoda; Strigeidida; Schistosomatidae
Source: the annotation of a GenBank genome assembly
AUGGAAAAUCCUGGAGCCGGUACUCCAGUAAAAAUAUGCCCAUAUGGUGAAGAAUUCGGAAUAACCACUCCAUCUGGGGGUUUGAUUUUUAAUCCAUUCCAUAAAGAAUUUCUUAGUCGUGUUGAACAAGUGAACUUCAGCCCAGGAAUAUUUGCCUACAAUCCCAGUCCGAUUAGCAAAAGUGGUUCAAGGAAAACAACUCCCAAUAGAAUCAAGACACCUUUUAUCUUAUCUCCUGACAUUCAGGGAGAAUUGUUCCCUGCUGAUAUAGACGAAAAUCCAAUACUACAAUUGAAACUUCAAGAGAAACUGGAUACUCAGUGUGAUGAUGAGAUUCAGAAUAGAAUUCAUAGCUUUUUUAAAAAUCAUCUUAUUGCACCCAGCCCUGACACAGUUGUAUUUGACUCACCAACCAAAUUCCACUCCAGUUGUCUCCCAAGGACUUCAUCUCUUCUACCUACAGCUACUCCUUUAGGUAAAAAGAAAAAGAAUUCCUAUCUUCUAGGAAAUACUUCAAGUUGUAUGUGCGAAGUUGCAGUACAAACAUCAAUCUCUAUGCCUCCAUCAUUUGACUUUGAGUCAGUUAUGCAAAUUGCUUUUGAACAGAAUCAUUCAAUGAAAAAUCUAUCCGUUGCAAAAUCUUCAGUUAUGUUGUCAAUAACAUCAAAUGAAAUGGUCAUCAAUGAUGAUAAAUCAAAUUCACAACAAAAAUCGGAUCCAUUCACAAAUAGUAUAUCAUUAUCAGCUUGUGCAGUUGAUCGUCCUAUUCCUUGCAAUUCAAAUAGUAACUCUUUGUCAAUACUUCAUAAAAAUUCUCGUCAUUUACUUAGUCGACGUAGUCUCUUCUCUGAUUCAUCCGAAAUAAAUGAAGAACCUAGUUACACUGUCGUAGAUGACAAUGAAUUGAAUGAACAACAACGUACAUUAACUUCAUCUGACGAUUUAAGUCGUCAUAAUCAUCAUGAUAAUUUAAACUUUUCAUCUGUUAUUGCACAACCAGCAUGUUCAAGCUAUCUGUCAUCAACAAAAAUGGAUUACGGAUCUUCACAUACAAAAUUCGGUAUUGAUAAAUUUUCUCCUAAAAAUGAAUCAAGUUCUUUAUUGAUUAAAGAAACUGCUGCGUUACAAAUGUGUUUGCCUGCAAGUUGGGCUGAUACUGUUGGCAAUAGUGAUAGUUCCGAUGAUGAUAAUUAUUAUAAUGAUGAUAGUAAUAAUGAUAUUAAGAAUAAUGAUGAUAAUUUAACAGAUCAAGAUAAUUCAGUCAGUAUGCAUACGUUGAAUCGAACUACAGUUGAACAAAUUUCUAAAAAUAUUGAUAAUAAUGAUAAUGUUAUAUAUUUCGAUGAUACUAGUACAAAUGUUGGUUAUUACAAACAUAUUGAUUAUUGUUCAUCUCAAAUGAAUUCACCACAAUAUCAACAACAAUUUCGUUGUGGUAGUACUAGUCCAAAUGUUUGUUACACCGAUAUAUCAUUUCAAAGUCCUGAUUUAUCACCAAUCUUACCUAUACACCGUAAGAAUAGUUGUACAAAUUGUCCACCAUUUACUGAUGAAGUUAAAGAUAUUUCUCUUGUUCAAACUAACAUGCAUAUGAAUGAGAUUAGUAGUAAUCAUAGAAUUAUGCCAGCGAAAUGUUUAUUUCCGCCUAAUUUGAAUGGAUCAAGUUGA